Penicillium subrubescens is the source of this 237-nucleotide messenger RNA. RefSeq lists its product as uncharacterized. The coding region runs from base 1 to 237 and encodes 78 amino acids. The record is from RefSeq and is a predicted model, not a curated record. The transcript has a single exon. NCBI's taxonomy places the organism in Eukaryota, Fungi, Ascomycota, Eurotiomycetes, Eurotiales, Aspergillaceae.
AUGAUCGCCAAUGUAACGCCUCACCUGAUGAUGCAGCCUCGUCACACUGCAAAGCUCGCAGAUGGCUCCCAAACUCGGUCGUUAACAAGCAUGUUUCCUGUAUGUACUCUGGACGCAGGCCUACGUACCGAAGCUAGCGAGCUGCUGGCUCAGGCUGUGUUGGUUCCACAUCCUCCCCAGGAUUCUGGCUUGGAUAUUGCCUACCUUGCCAGGAAACUCUCCUCUUCUCCCUUCUAA